Molecule: messenger RNA, 3584 nt
Organism: Talpa occidentalis (Iberian mole)
Lineage: Eukaryota; Metazoa; Chordata; Mammalia; Eulipotyphla; Talpidae
Gene: ACAT2
Product: acetyl-CoA acetyltransferase 2
Exons: 9
Coding region: 68-1261 (397 amino acids)
Biological process (GO): fatty acid beta-oxidation
Molecular function (GO): acetyl-CoA C-acetyltransferase activity
Source: RefSeq, a predicted model, not a curated record
CCGGCCGGGCUUCGCCUCACUCUCCCGGGAGCCAGCCGUGGUAGGGCAGGCGUGGCCGCGCGGCAGGAUGAGCGCCCGUUCGGACCCUGUGGUUAUCGUCUCGGCGGCGCGGACCGUCAUCGGCUCCUUUAACGGCUCCUUGUCCACCGUUCCUGCCCACGACCUGGGCUCCGCCGUCAUCAGAGAGGUCCUGAAGCGGGCGGCCGUGGCUCCCGAGGAGGUGUCGGAGGUCAUCCUGGGGCACGUCUUGGCAGCAGGUUGUGGGCAGAACCCUGCUCGCCAGGCCAGUAUGGGUGCAGGAAUCCCUUACUCUGUUCCAGCAUGGAGCUGCCAAAUGGUCUGUGGGUCAGGCCUGAAAGCCGUGUGCCUGGCAGCACAGUCUAUAGGGAUGGGCGACUCGAGCAUCGUGGUGGCCGGCGGCAUGGAAAGCAUGAGCAAGGCGCCUCACUUGGCCCACCUGAGAGCCGGAGUCAGGAUGGGGGAAACGCCACUGAGCGACAGUAUCCUCCGGGACGGCCUGACGGAUGCUUUUCACGGCUACCACAUGGGCAUCACAGCUGAAAAUGUAGCCAAAAAGUGGCAAGUGAGCAGAGAAGAUCAGGACCAGCUUGCGGUUCUGUCCCAGAACAGGACAGAGAGUGCACAGAAAGCAGGCCAUUUUGACAAAGAGAUUGUGCCAGUCCUCGUAUCUUCUAGAAAAGGUCCUAUUGAAGUUAAAACAGAUGAGUUUCCUCGACAUGGGAGCACCCUAGAGGCCAUGUGUAAGCUCAAACCUUAUUUCCUUACGGAUGGAACCGGCACAGUGACCCCCGCCAAUGCUUCAGGAAUAAAUGAUGGUGCUGCAGCUGUGGUUCUAAUGAAGAAGUCAGCAGCUGUCAGUCGUGGGCUUACGCCUCUGGCACAGAUAGUUUCCUGGUCACAAGUAGGCGUGGAGCCUUCCAUCAUGGGCACAGGACCAAUCCCAGCAAUAAAGCAAGCUGUUGCGAAAGCAGGUUGGUCACUGGAGGAAAUUGAUGUGUUUGAGAUCAAUGAAGCCUUCGCAGCCCUCUCUGUGGCAAUAGCUAAAGAGCUUGGAUUAAACCCAGAAAAGGUCAACGUGCAAGGAGGGGCAAUCGCCUUGGGCCAUCCUCUCGGGGCAUCUGGCUGUCGGAUUCUCGUCACCUUGCUGCACACCAUGGAGCGAAUGGGUGGACAUCGCGGUGUGGCUGCCCUAUGCAUUGGGGGUGGCAUGGGGAUAGCCAUGUGUGUGCAGAGAGGAUGAGACUGUGUAACAAUGAGCUAAACUUGGGAUGCGGGGAAAGCAAAAAACCUGAACUAAACUUUAACCUCAUUUCCUUUUCUACCAGUUAGGCACUAAGCUGUACUAUGUGAAAUCAGAGGACCAAAGUGAGGCAGGGAGCCAUCAGGAACCAAGGUGUGCCAGGUGGUGUACUUUAAUUGGUAACACUCAAGGGCAAGACAACUGCCUCUAACAUUGUUAUAAAUAAAGAGAAAUCAGAUCAGUCAUCAAGGGCUCCCGAGUGAACAGCGUCUUCGUAACCUCCAUGCUUGUCGUCUUUGCUUUCUGGGUGUAAUUUAAUGAGAUCAUCAAUUCGAAGAAUGGUAAUUGCAGCUUCUGUUGCGAAUUUCAAGCUCUUAACUUUAACUACUGUUGGUUCAAACACCCCAGCUUGCUUGUUAUCCCGAGGUUUACCAUUGAUCAAAUCAAGACCAAUCCUGCAAUUCAGGAAAAACAACCAAGUGUUAAGUGAUCCUGCCACCAAAGCAUACCCAGCCCCUGCCCCUUUAUGCUACUGAUUUGUGUCAACUGGAUACAAAUAAAAUCAAUGAAAAGUUGUGAAAAGGCAUAGGUAAAAUAGGGACAUCUUGAUUUCUAAAAUAACCAAUUCUGAGCGUCAUUCAAUAUUUUUUAAAUGGACGCAGAGCAUCCCAAGAUAUCCCCCUUAUGUCUCUGCAAGGCCUCUCUGAUGACCCAGAGAACCAACAAGAUGCCAGGAAUCAGUUGUUAACUAGGACACACCAGUGCUAACAAUCACUAGCCAUCAUCCUUCAUGAAUUUAAAGGCCAAAUUACCACAUGCAACUACACAGAUGACAUCGAAAAGAGGUGGGUAAACUAUGCUCACCAUUUUAAAUUUUUACGUUCUGGGUUAACUUGAGCUUCAUUAUGGAAAGCUCUCAACUUUGCAACCAGAUCAGUGGAGUCUUGAGCAGCAUUAACUGCCAGUGUGUUAGGAAUAACAAGAAGAGAUCUUGCAAAUUCUGCAAUAGCAAGCUGUUCCCGAGACCCCUAAAAAAAAAAAAAAAACACACAAUCCAGGUAUUUUCACGAAGAUAUUAAAACACAGACACGCAGUUGCAAGAAAGAAUCAUUCACACCCUUCUGGAGAAGAACCCGCUUUCUGUGCUUACCAUGCUGGUGGCGUAGUUCUCGAGGUAGAUGGACAGGGCUGCCUCUACGGCGCCGCCACCUGGAACCACAGACUUUGACUCCAACACUCUCUUCACCACACAGAGCGCAUCAUGUAAGGAGCGCUCCAUCUCAUCACACAUGAAAUCAUUUGCCCCACGCAAGAUAACUGAUGCAGAUGUGCGAGCCUUGGUGCUAUUAAGAACAUAAACGUCAGUACUUUGUCAUAUUUUAAGGACACAACUUCAGUCCUGCUCCCACGAGACAUUUACACCUGCGGUACUAAAAAGCACUGUCUAGACCAUGCAGGCGAGAUGAAAUGGCAACUUCAUCUCAAUUUACAGUGGUCCAGCGUUCCUUUAUCCCACGCGUAUAACUGCUCGUAUCACUGAAAGACUACAGCAGCAAAUAAAUGGGAAGGGGGUGUAUUUUCACGCCAAUAAAAUGUGCAAGUUUUGUAACUUAAGCAGCUUACUUUUUGAUCAGGAUCAGCUCAUCAUCACAAAUCCUCUCUUGCACCACUUCUUCUGCUUGUCCCAACAUUGAAGCUUCAAAAGUUUCUUCACCUUCUAAAUUGGCCAGGGUUGACAGGAUAUUUGCUAUUAAGAUGAACACAAAGAUCUGAUUACAUUCUCCCACAUUUUCAUAUCCUGUCUUGGAAAUAUUUACGAUGAAAGUGAUAUGUAAAUACAAGUUUAAGUUUAUGGUUAGGUGGCAUCAGAUAAACCUUUCAUUCUAAAAUGGAAACCACCAUGUCAUUCUGAGGCAAAGGGUUUAAGAACUUCUGCAAUUCUAUGAAAAACGGCUCCACAAAUCUAUUUCUUCCAGAAAGCAUUAUGGGAAUAAACCCCACUGUAUCCAAAUCUAGUGUUGCCACUCACUAUGUAAGAGAUAGGGUCACAUGUAUGAACACGGGGAACCAGAAGACAUACCUCCAGAAGCUUUAGCAAUGCGCUUAAGGUCCCUUUUCAAAACUCUUCUGACGGCCAUAGCACCAGCCUCCACAAAGUACUUGAGACACAUAUCAUCAAUCCCACCGGUGGUCAGAAUAACAUUGGCACCAGUUGCCAGGAUCUUCUGAAUUCGCUCUUUGGUGAUAUCUGAUUCUCUAGAGAGAGAAAGCCUCUGAGUAGCAACCCAAAGUUGUUACCUUCUGUGAUCAAGAACCUUAUAGG